GAUUAGGGAACCAAUUUAAUAAGCAAACAAACCAAUUUAAUUAGUUAGAGUGGCAACCAGCUCCAAAUGCCUGGCUGGCCUUGUAUAUACCAUUCGAGUUUGUUCUGGCCAACGUGCAGGAUGUCCCAGGUGACACCAAUGGUGCAGCCAUUGUUGCUGCAAUUCCAGCAACUGUUUUUCCUAUCAAAGGUGGUGGGUGUUUUGCCGCAGGACCUGACCAAGUUUCGUCACAAAAAUGUGCUGGAAAAGUCGCGCAAUGGCAUGAUCUAUAUGCUCGGCAUGUUGGCCCUGUAUGUGGUGCUCUAUAAUUUGUUGAUUUAUUCUUUUAGCGAAGAGGAUCGCACACUCAAGGCAACACAGAGUACCUUGACAUUUGUUAUUGGCCUGUUUUUGACCUACAUUGGCCUUAUUAUGAUGGCCACGGAUCAGGUCACAGCGCUCUUUAACCAAGGUAGACUAGGAGAGCUCUACGAGCGCAUUCGCGUAGUGGAUGAACGGCUGUACCGGGAGCAGUGCCAGCUCGACAACAGCUGUAUAGCAAAACGCAUUCGUAUAAUGCUAGUUAUGACGAUUAUUUUCGAGCUUUUCAUUUUGCUUACCACAUACAUUGAGCUGGUGGAUUAUACGCAGUGGUUGUCACUUCUAUGGAUGGUCUCGGCAAUUCCUACUUUCAUCAAUACUCUGGAUAAGAUUUGGUUUGCAGUUUCGCUAUAUGCGCUCAAAGAACGCUUUGAGGCCAUAAAUGCCACUUUGGAAGAUCUUGUGACCGAGCACGAAAAGUUUCAGACUUGGUUAACUGCAGAUAAUGAUGCCGCUGAGCUUCAUACGGCAGACAGUUUUGAAACGCAGCCGCCACAAUACGACAGUAAUCUGGAGUAUUUGUACAAGGAGCUCGGUGGUAUUGAUAUAGGAUCGAUGAGAGGCUCUGGUAGCAAGAAAAACAAGGUCGCGCCAAUCGCCCACUCGCUAAACUCUUUUGGCGAAUCGAUUCAAACGCCUCGCAAGCCGCAGCAGCCCAAUCCAAACCCAAUGAUGAACAUGGCGCACGAAAGCGAAUUAAGCAAUGCGACCAAAGUCGAGGAGAAGCUGAACAAUCUGUGCCAAGUGCACGACGAGAUCUGCGAGAUAGGCAAGGCAAUGAAUGGGCUAUGGAGCUAUCCUAUUCUUUCGCUUAUGGCGUAUGGUUUCUUAAUAUUUACGGCUCAGCUGUAUUUUCUAUACUGUGCCACGAGGGCGCAAUCGAUACCCUCGUUGUUUCGCUCUGCAAAGAAUCCCUUUAUCACGGUUAUCGUCCUGGUCUACACAUCUGGCAAGUGCAUAUAUCUGAUUUAUUUAAGCUGGAAAACCUCCUUGGCCUCCAAGCGUACUGGCAUAAGUUUACAUAAGUGCGGCGUCGUGGCUGAUGACAAUUUACUCUACGAGAUUGUGAAUCACUUGUCGCUGAAGUUGCUUAAUCAUUCGGUGGACUUCUCAGCCUGCGGCUUCUUCACGCUGGACAUGGAAACGUUGUAUGGUGUCAGCGGUGGCAUUACCAGCUAUCUUAUUAUACUCAUACAAUUUAACUUGGCGGCACAGCAGGCCAAGGACGCCAUACAAUCCUUUAAUAGCUUCAAUGACACGGCUGGAUUAGUGGGCGCUGCCACCGAAUUUGGGAAUGAGAGCUCGACACUUUACGAUCUGGUGACCACCACAAUGAUGACGCCCUCUAAUUAUUGAAUCUUGUCAAUGCAU
This is a messenger RNA of Drosophila novamexicana, 1731 nucleotides long. RefSeq names its product gustatory receptor for bitter taste 66a (gene Gr66a). Lineage: Eukaryota; Metazoa; Arthropoda; Insecta; Diptera; Drosophilidae. Bases 67 to 1716 code for a protein of 549 amino acids. Gene Ontology annotation, cellular component: neuronal cell body; axon; membrane. The transcript has 3 exons. Gene Ontology annotation, biological process: sensory perception of taste. The record is from RefSeq and is a predicted model, not a curated record.